CAGGUCUCCGUGGCUGCCUGUUUGUCUAUCUGUCUGAGGCAGCUCGUUCGUUGAACCACACAAACGUACAUCCAUCUCAUGUGUGUGUGUCACGCGCGUCGGUCGAUGGGGGGCAAUGGAGGCAGACAGGCAGACAGGGUAGAGGAGAGAGGGACACAUCCAUCAUGCAGCUGCAACUGGAGAGAGAGAUAUACAGGUGACUUCCUGCCUGUGCGGACUUCGAAGUGCGGACAAACAAUGGCAGUCUCAUUACGUGGUGACGAAAACAUACCGACAGAGACAGACAGAGACAGACAGACAUGGUGACAGCCGCACAGACAACCGGACAGACAGAGACCGCCCCUCUUUUCCAUGGCUCUGCCUCGCCUGCAUACGUCCUUCCUUGUGUAGCUAUCUAUCGCUCAUUUCUCUCAUUAUGCCAUGAAUGGUGGUGUGACAGACACAAAAUAAAAGGGAAGGUACGUGCCUCAGGCAGGCAAAUGUCAGUUGACGUUAUAUCCGUUCAACAGCCGUCGAGAGAGAGGUCAACGCCAUGCAGCCACACACUCACACACAGCCACAGGCAGCCAACAAUAAGGACGGGCAGAUAUCUGUUCGCACAGACAGACAGACAGACAGACAGAGGGAGGGAGGGAGAGAUAGAGGGAGGGAGAGAGGGAGAGAGGGAGGCCGGACACAGAGAAGAGCGACGGACGGGUAAAUAAGCGAUCCCACAGACCAAUACACUUGUGCAUCAGAGGCAUGCAACUCUUCACCACAACACCCAGCCACCCACCCACCCAGCGAGCAAUUGGGUCACGCGUCAGCAGCUGGUCUGUCAACAGAGUGAGGGGUAUGAUCGUCUUGCGCACACACGAAUCGGCUACCGACACGAUGACAGUCAGCAGGCAAGAGACACCCCCUGACAACACACACACACACAUGUUCAGCCAGGGCGACAUCAGCCACAUGACAGAGGGUGUGCACCGCUGCUCGCCCACCAGUAUUGACAAGUCGAUGGAUCGAUCAGUCGCCGCUGUUCGCCUCAGCUGCGGCAUCCUCACCUGUCGAGUGCACAGGACACACACACAAAUGAAAGCGAUGCAGGCCAAUGUGCUGGCCUCUGUGUGCUGGUGCCGUCUUUCCCGUGUACCUCCGCUGCCCUCUCCGAUGCCGCCGUCCAUAUCGUCACCCUCAUCGCUAUCGAUAUCACCGCCGUCGGAAUCUGCAGACCACACACACAGAGAGAAGGCCCAUCUUCCAUCCAUGUAUCCAUCUGUGUGUGUGUGUGUGCUCGUACCGUCGCUAUCAUCAUCAUCAUCCUACAAAAACUGCUGCGGCUGCUGCUGCUGCUGCUGUCCCUCUACUAGUCCGUCGAAGACGUACGGCGCCACCGCCCCCAACGCCACACGAGCCAGCUGAGUGGUCACCGGGAAGCGGUGCUUGAACAAACCGCUCUCACACACAGCCGCCUCAGUGGUCUCGAUACGCACACGCACUGCAGACAAGACAAAGGAAAAUACGUGACAUCUGGCCUUUAACCUCCCUCUCUCUGUCACACGAACCGUCGUUGUUUCCUGGCCUGCUGAUGGUGAUCCAGGCGACAAAGUUGUGGCUGCAGUCGGUGAGCACCAGCCGUCGCGCUUUGCCUUCCCAGCUCAUUGUGGUCGUGCAGCCGGCCACCGGUGUGUGCGGCGACUCGGUCAGCAGGCCAUCCACACGGCCGCCACCCGCAAACCUGAACGAAUAACACACACACAACACACGAUCAAAGACGUACCACUCCGGAGCUGAUGAAUUUGUGUGUUCACCUGUUGAAUGUGGUCGAUGUGUGAUUGGUCUGGUGAGUCCCGUCGAAGUGUCGGACGACCAUCUUCUUCGCAAACGACGACACUGACGCAUCGGUGACGUCCUCCCCACAUCCCAUCCGUACUGGACGUCGGGUGCGGUCUCGUCCUUCUCCCAGUAUAUGAUGCCCUCACGCACUGGUGGGUCGUGUGGCUGUCGGUGCUGCCGGUACAUGUGGCUGGCAGCGAGAGGCGGGUCGACCUCCAGACGGAAUUCAUGGUCGUCCUUGAUGGCCCGCAGCUCACCAUCGCCGUGUUGGAACAGCUGGAGGCACCUGUCGUCGCUGAAGUGGACGUGGCGGCCGACCAUCUUGAACUGUGCCAACACACGGGGAGCCGACACAUACGCCUACACACACACACACACACACACACACACAGAGAGAGAAUGAGGCCCUCUCCCUCCCCGCCCCUCUGUUUGCUGGCUCACCGUUUUGUUUGUGUGUGUGUUGAUGUCAUCGGCUGUGAGGAUGACAGGCAGGUCACAGUUGCGGCACCGCCCCGCCAGCUCAAUCACCUCGCCCAUCUCGCCCCAUGGCCCCUCCUCCACCACACACACAGCCGCCAGCAGGUCAUGCACGCCGAACUGGUCGUCGUCGAACCGCAGCAGCUGUACUUGCUGCCCAUUCACCGCCCGCCGCAGCCCCGCCUGUGAGCCGAGCGAGUGGCUGAGCCGAUCUCUCAGCUGGGCCGCUCCGAAGAGAUCUCUCAGCCACGUGCAGGUGGCCCUCAGCCGCAGGAUGUCCUUGAUGCUGCUGAAGAGGUAGAAGGUGCGGCGGCCGACGAAGAUAUACGAGAAGGGAUGCUGCUGCUGUUGCUGCUGCUGCGGUUGCUGCAUCUGGGCUAUGAUGUGCUCGACGACAGCCUGCACAGAGCGACAGAGCCGACAGAGGAUCGUGUGCAUCAAGCAUGCUGCUCAUUGGUCUGUGUGCUGCUCACCUGGUUCGAUGAUCAGAUGGACAGAUCACCAUGCAGAGAAGUGAAUGCACCACCACCACCAGCAGCAGCGGCAGACGAGCAGGCCGCCAUCACUCCUCAACACGCCUGCAGCGAUGGGCCGACAGACACAGAGAGAGAGAGAGAGAUGCCAACAUUGAGGCGAAUGGAUGAGUGAGCGCAUCAGUCAGUGAGUCAGUGAGUGUUCGCCUCCCUCACUUUUGUUGAGCUGUCAGCUCAAUGGCCCGUCAUCUCACCGCAGCAGUGGAAAGGAUGACUGAUUCGAGUAUUCCUCUCGCCCUCUUGUCGGUCGAGUGCGUCAACUCUCACAGACGCACAGCUUUAUGACACGGCACAGACGCCGCAU
Molecule: messenger RNA, 3129 nt
Organism: Vitrella brassicaformis
Lineage: Eukaryota; Vitrellaceae
Source: the annotation of a GenBank genome assembly